CUUCUUCACCCUCCCCCCCGAUUCUUCUUCUUCUUCUCCCUCCCUCCCUCCCUCAUUUCUACUCUUCUCCAUCCCCUGCCCUUCCCUGCCCUUUCCUUCACUUAGGGUUUUUCCAAUCAUCAGAUCUCACCCUUGCCCCCCGCGUUUUCUUCCUUCUCUCCUGUUAUCUUUCCUACACGUUAGUGCCUCUCUUCUUUAUGAUGUGCAACUCUUUUUCACGACGGAAUCGUGCGAGGUUCUGCAUGUUCUCUUUUUAUUGUCAAGCUUUUCCUUGAACCUUCAGUGCCAGCCCUGGCUCGCUCUUAAGCUUCGCUUAUGUGGAUCCAUAGGCAUUGCCUGUGAUUCGGAGGGUUUUAAGUAGGAUUUUUCCUGGAGCUCUUGUCGAUGCCAGCGACUAAGCCAGCAUGCAGAAUCAAGGUUUGCCUGGAAGCGGGCAGAUUACUGUGACCCCUACUAAGUCCGAAAGUUACAAGUCUUUAUUUAAGGAGAAGUUUGUGUCACUCUACGAGGAUAUAUUUGCACUGCGGAGCCCGCUUCAAACAGCAAAAGAUCAAGGCAUUCAAGGCCGUGUUACCAUUGGAAGGUUCUGGGAUGAAUUAUUAUUGCUGAAGGUUAACGAAAGCUUUUUGUCACAAUGCAUAUCAAAAUCUUCAGAAGAGCAGCUCCAGGAUAACCUGCGUCCUGUCAUCAAUGACCUUUUCGCAACCUGUGUGAGGUACUUUGAUGAUGAUAAUUUUAUUAGAGUGGCUCAUGCACUCGAAACCCUUUCAAUCCUCCUUCGGGAGAUUUUUAAGAAGCGGUUUAAUGAGCAGGGCUCUACUAUCCUUACAUUGGUGGCAGGUGCUGUCGACAAUGCAGAUAAUUUCUUUAGGCGAUUGAUCAAUAGCAUAGCAGCCCUGCUUGUUAGGGAUGAUGUUCCUGUGCUUGUGAAGUCUCUGGGAAUCAAGGUGUAUUUGACUAUCUUGACAGCGACACCAAACGUUAACACGAAUACCAUAGCUAGUUAUUUUUUUGUUUAUAACGCCUUCGACGGGAUCGCUGCUGUCUUUAAUGUGAAGCUCUCAGCGGAUCGAAGGGAACUUGAGCUGGAUGCUUCUCUUGUUCUCAUCUUAUUACUUCUAUGGAGGGAAUCUUCCAACCCUUACGCUGAACGACUUGUUUCGCCUGCGGCUCCCAUAUUGCCUCUGUUGCACACUGUAGCCUCUCUUUUCACUCCUCUCGAUGAUAUACCUCAGACUGAGAAUGACAUUCUCUCCAGUUCUAGCAGGACUCCAAAUGAUGGAGGACUCCUUGGUUACCUUGGCAGCUUUUUUGGCAUUGGGUCCUAUAUUGGGGAUGCCAGCAGUGAUGGAGUCUCAGGGCUGUCGGGAAGCAAAACAUUAGAUGUUUGGUGGUGCAAUUCAUCUGCUGGUCUCGUGCUUCUGUAUUUCCUCUUCUAUCUGAAUCCAGUGGUGAAAUCAGCUCAGGUUUGGACCUCAACAAGUUUAAAUUAUGCACAAGGUUCAGCUGCUCCUGGGCAAUCUGCUAUUCUUGUGUGGAGCGAAAUUCUAAAGUCCUUCCUCUCCAUCUCGAAAGCAGUUGUGUCUGAACUACCAGCUUCAGGCGUUUCAGGAGUAUUGAGGGCAAAAUUAUGUUUCACUAUUUUUAGAUGCAUGGCGGAAGAUCGUGUGGCAUCGGAUUUCCUCUUGCGAUGUAAUUCUGAAUCAUAUGCAGUAAGCCAGGUGCCCGCAAAUGGCUUGGUAGACAUGCCUUUCGUGAUCCAAUUCAAAAGCAUUUCAAGUCUCCUGCUCGAAUUGGCAUCAAGCGUACUAGCUGUAAAGCCCGAGGGGACUUCCCUCUUGGAUGCUGAUCUGUUCUAUCGCGCAGCUGCCGUCGUGUGUAUCAUCUUGAACAGUCUAAAGACCAAAGGACUGCAGCUCUCGUCUACAAGCGUGAACUGGUUUGCUGUUUGGGAUGGUCUACUAAGGACAUGUGCAUGGUGUGGGGAGGAGAAGAAUUUUCAAAGACCUGGAGUUCCAGAAUUAGCUAGCUUGGCUCUGGGCACUGUGGAGAUGUGCCUAGGCAGCAACCCUGAAAUAUGGGCUGGGGCAGAUGAAACAGAGAGGUUGCACGCUGUUGUCAUGGCUCAUAUCACAUCACUGGAACAGUUAGGACAGACAGCCGCAGCUUCUCCUUACGGAGAAGCUGCAAGGGCUCCUUUAAGAGGUCGUAUUCAACUGGUCAACGUCCUGGCUGUUAAAUAUCACUAUGAGGUUCAAAUUGCUGGACUGGGUGUUCGUGGGCAGCCCACAAUGGAGCAAGCUCUGCUUGGUGUGAGGAAAAAGGGUACAUCGAAUCUCAAGUUGAAAUCUACACAUGCAGGCCCUGGCCACUCAUACACUGAAGGAACAUCUGAUUUACGAAUGCUCAAUAACCUGGCACGUGCUGUGCUGUUUGAGAAUCGAAAGAAGUUUACUGCUGGAACUCCAAAGCAGGAGUUGGAAGCAACGUAGAGGUGCCUGCUAUAUUAUUUAUUGAAGCAACCCGUACCGUCACAGAUAGGAGGUGUCAUAUGAGCGUUCCAGCAGAAGGGGAUUUUCUAGCUCCUGUGAAUUUGAAUGGACUAUUCUCUUUAACCACAUAUUAUCAAUUUACCAAACUACUGUGCUUGUAAGUCCCUGAUUUUGCAUCGCGGAGCUAAGAAUACUUGUAAAUACUCCUGUACUACAAAGUGUAAUACUUGAGGAAUACAAAUCAAAAUAAGGAAAAUCACAGUAGGUAGAACUUGUCUAUCCCAGAGGGGUGUCAGUGCUACCGAAGAUGUGGAGCAGGGCAUGACAUUGGCUGCAGCACCAAAACGAUUUAUAGCCACGAAAACGUGGUAUGGAAUUUGCGAAGAGUGUUUUUGAAGCGACUGUAGAAGUUGGUGCGAUUAUGCUUGGAUGGAACACGAUUAGAGCCCGGCAGUAGAAACGCUUAGUUAUCGAAGUUCGCAGAGAGCUGACGCCCUAAUUUGAUGUUGCUAAUGCAAAGCGUUUUCUUUACAA
Physcomitrium patens is the source of this 3026-nucleotide messenger RNA. RefSeq lists its product as uncharacterized. Gene Ontology annotation, cellular component: cytosol. The record is from RefSeq and is a predicted model, not a curated record. NCBI's taxonomy places the organism in Eukaryota, Viridiplantae, Streptophyta, Bryopsida, Funariales, Funariaceae.